This is a messenger RNA of Sparassis crispa, 198 nucleotides long. RefSeq lists its product as hypothetical. NCBI's taxonomy places the organism in Eukaryota, Fungi, Basidiomycota, Agaricomycetes, Polyporales, Sparassidaceae. The record is from RefSeq and is a predicted model, not a curated record. The coding region runs from base 1 to 198 and encodes 65 amino acids. The transcript has a single exon.
AUGUACACUGUCCUCACGCGCGUGCAUUCCAGCGUGACGAGGGAGAAUUGGGGCGAUACUCGGUCGAAGAACGUGGAGCACGCGUACGAACUGUGGUGGAGCACUGGAGAAGCACCAGUCAUCGGACAAAGAAUUAGGCUUGGCGAAGCGGAGAAACGGUAUGAACGUUGCUUCCUCAAGCCGUCCGUUCCAGGUUAG